GAGAGUGCCCGGAGCAGAAGACAAAGGGAGUGCUCAUAGAAGUAAAGGCUUGAUAUUGUUUAAGUCAGUUGGUGGAAGACUGGCCUAAGAUGUAGAGUGAGACCAAUAAUCGGUUCAAUUCCCCUACACCGGCUGAGGAUACCCUGGAGGACUCUCGUUAAACCGCCACCAGUGCAUUGAAAGAGCAGCCCAGUUUGGUAGGAUAUGACGACUUGAAAUAUGUGAAGACAAAAGCAGGAAGACAGGAUAUGGAAGCAAUUACAGCUAAGAAUGUAUUAAUUUUGUUCGGAAUGGACUUUUCCAUCACUAUUGGCAACAGACAAACAACAUCCUGCAGAAUCCGAGCCAGGGAGUCCGGGACCUGUCAAUCACCCGGCAACCCCGGGACCCAGGACUUGUCUAUUACUCGUCCUCCUGGGUCCCUGGUGAUUGAACCGUCGCUGUUAAAUAUAAUGGGAUCUGAGGUAGGGCUUACAGUUUCGGGAGAAAUUUCACUGGCUGUGCAUUAUUUUUAAUCGUUUGUUUUGACUUUUUUUUGGAACAGUCAUUCCCGAUCAGUUGCUAAAAUCGUUACUUGUCUAGUGUCUCGGUUCAGAUUGGAAACUGUAUUCAUAAUGACAAUGAACCCACACGUUAAUAACAUGGCUGAUAUCCUGGCAAAUAAGCAGUUUAUUCAAAGUGAACGGCACGUCCCUUGGAGACAGAAAAAGCCCUGGCAAGAUGUUGCUAUCAUCGACCUUGAGCCAGAUGAUGGAUUAUUGGUGACUCAUGUCAAUCAAACCAGUGGGUUGUUGAGAACAGAAGGGAAACAGCCGCUGCCCAGUGAAAACCAGACAUCUGAGGAGUGGCUGGCCAAUCACAGCUUGGAUCACCAGAAAUUGACACUUCAACAUCUUCUAGCACACAGCAGGAUCAGCACGAAAAAGGAUGUGAUGAAUGUUGAACAACUGCAGCUCAGCUUAGAUAUCAUUGAUAAGUUUGAAUGCAGACUUCACCGAAUGACUGACCUUUAUCACCAACGGAUGGAAUGGCUGAUGGAAGGGAGCAGAAAGAUGUUCGGCUUGGUGAAAGGGUCUCGGGUCGGUCUUCUUAUCGACUCCUCUGAUGCAAACUGUGGGCUUGGCCGACUGCAGGACUUUCAGGCAGCUCUCCUGCGUCUGCUGGACGAACAGCUCUGUUUUAGGAAGCAGUUUUAUUUCCUCUCCUUUGGUAGUGACCUCUCUGAACUCUGGGAGACCCCACGGGAUGUGAACAUCCGCACCUUAGACGAAGCAAGGCAAUGGGUCCGAGAUCUCCAGCCCAGUGGGAGCUGUAACCUACUAAAGGCCAUGAAGAAAGUAAUGAAAGUGAAGAAGUUGAAUACUCUUCUCAUUAUCCUGGGGUCAUGUCCUGAUCAGACAGCAGAUAUUUUGGCUGACUAUAUGCAGCAGUGUAUGCUGGGAAGACAUUUGCCUUUCCAGACUGUCGCUUAUGACUGUAGCCACCACAUGACUCAUAUGACACUGAGGUCCCUGGUGAAAGUCUCAGGAGGACGUUACCAUUUGUACUCUACCAGCUGUCAGACCCAGGGCUGCUGGAGCAGUGAUCUCGAGGUCUUGAUGAAGGAACUGCAGCAAGCCAGCAAUGUAUUGGAGAAGAUUCAGGAAAUACGCCAGGGGCUGCUGGGACACUCUCUCAAUGAGGCUGGGGAGCAGAUUACAACUGAGGUUGCCAAGAUACCGCCUGCUCGAUUCCUACUCCAGCCGCCCAAUCACGAUGGACCUCUCUGCCUCGAGACUUCCAGCUUCCUGCCCAAGACCUCUGCUGAUUGGCUGAAGCAACAUGGCUUGAAAGCUAAGAAGCUCAGUCUGUACCAAGUGUUGGCACCGAAUGCAUUCUCACCUCUGGAGGAAUUUGUGCCAAUUCUUCACAAGACAGUGUCCUCGACACUACAUGGGCGAGCGAUGAUGCAGCUGGAAUGGCAUGAUGGGACAGUGAAGAAUGUCCAUGUAGACCCCCCUCUGUUGUACGAGUACCAGAAGCAGUUGGGUCGAGCGAUGAGCCAUUUUGAGCGGAGAGCUGACUGGCUGUCCACGGGUAGCAGGAAGAUAUGGGGUAAUAUUUGUGAAAAGAGGGUGAUAAUAUUGGUGGACAUCUCAAUCUAUAACUCUCUGCACAUUAUCCACAUCCAGCACUCCCUGCGCCUCCUGUUCGAACAACAGAUGACAAAUAAGGAAAGCUUCAACCUGUUUGUGUUUGGUUCUGAGGUUCAGCAAUAUCAGCCCCAGAUGGUGCCAGUUACACCAAAUAAUCUGCAGGCAGUGUGGAGGUGGGUCCUGACUCUGGAGUGCAGUGGCAGUCGGAAUUUCAUGGGUGCAUUAAAAGCAGCAACAGAAAAUAAUCUGCAUGAACAAGGGGAUCCUUGUGGCAUAUACCUUCUUACCAGUGGAAUACCUGACCAGGAGAUGGACAGGAUCUGUUCUUAUGUUGCUGAAAUCUGUGAAGGUCAUGACCUGCACCUUCACGUCUGCCUAUUCAGUAUCAGUGACGAUGGACUGAGUGGGACAGUCCCUGCACGUUAUGCCUCUCCAGGAGAGACCGCGUGUGCACUGCAGGAGCUGGCUCGUUCAGGUCGGGGAAGGUUUCACUGGUUUCAGGAAACAGGUAUUAUAGAGAGUGAUGACAUUCACCUUAUACUGGCUGAAAUUGAGAAAGCUGCCAACUACUCACAGAAGUGUGCCGUGCUGGUCGAAUCUUUAAGGAAACGCUCCAUGAAGCAGUCUGGAACACUGCCAGGUGCUGGGGACGGUUUAAAAAUGUUGGUGAAAAGGGAGAACCGCUGCCCUCAAAAUCUGCUCACUCCAAAACCCAAGGCACUGAGCCUGGCCCGAAAGCAAGCCACAGGGGGAAGUGGUGAAGAAAGCAGCUCAGCUGUCAGAGCCCUGACCUGGGGUCCACACAGUGCGAAAGUUGCCCUCCCUCCAGCUCGUCCCAAUAAGAAGUGGAUUCACCCCUCUGUGGAAAGUCGCACUAAGCCGCACAAAACAGCAAAGGUUUCAAAGUUGAUGUUUUACACAGAGGACAGGACUAAGGUCGGCGCAGUCUAUCAGAAAUAUCCGAAGAUGAAGAAUAUGAGGAAGACCAUUCCCUUUGUAUAUUUGCCAAAAGAAGAGGAGAUUUGUUCAACUUCAGCGUGGUUGCAGAAGUUCAGUAUUAAGAAGCUGGGAUUGGAUCUGCACAAACUCGUCUCGGGCCUGGACUGCGUGCACACGAAGCAACUUGUGAGGAGCAUACGCAAAAGAGUCUCCGCAAAGUAUUGUGCAACCUUCCCCAGUGUGGAAAUCAAUGGUGUGAUGAAACAUCUACACUUACAGCUUCAUGAGCUGGAAGAAUACAUUGAACAAAUCGAGCGGACUCUAAGUCGAUAUCUGCAGCGAUUACAGUGGCUGCUAUCAGGAAGCAGAUGUCUGUUUGGAACAAUCUUGGAGAAGAGAGUCUGUAUUUUGCUGGAUACCUCAGGCUCCACCAGCCCUUACCUGCCAGCCCUGAAAAAGGAGCUCACUUCACUGAUCUGGGAACAGCUCAGCAAGGACAGCCACAGCUUUAACCUGCUGUGUUUUGCUGAGCGGGUCGACACUUGGCAGGAAUCCCUGGUGGAGGCUACAGACGAGACAUGUCAUGAUGCCAUUCAGUGGGCCUCAGGAACCAUUGCCCAUGGAAACACUUGCACCCUGGAGGCCUUACAGCGGGCCUUUCAGUUUCUGGAUGUGCAAGGGAUAUACCUGCUGACUGACGGAAAGCCAGACACCAGCUGUAGUCUCAUCUUGAAAGAAACUCAACAAAUGAACAAGGGCCGAGGUGUCAAAAUACACACCAUUUCCUUCAAUUGUAUGGACAGCACAGCGAAUGAGUUCCUCAAGAAGUUAGCAGCACAGACUGGAGGCCGUUUCCACCGUUGCCAUGGAGCUGUUGAUGGACAGCUGGCAGCGCACAAAAUGCUUGCGGGAGGGUUUUCAGAUGAAGACAAUCCUAAUCUGCCUGCAUUUGAGGGUGAUGAUUUAAAGAGGCUUUCCAGAGAAAUAAAUAAAGCGAGACGAUUUCUAACGCAGGCUAAAUCCUUCAGACACUUACUUUUGGAAAAGCAAAAGAAACCAGAUCAGACUGGAACUUAAAGCCCAGCAUGAGCAGGUGACAGGAAAACAGAAUGAAUUGAAAUCAGUAUCUUCUAAGUUCCUUCACUGAACAACGUAGUUUCUCU
Molecule: messenger RNA, 4237 nt
Organism: Hemiscyllium ocellatum (epaulette shark)
Lineage: Eukaryota; Metazoa; Chordata; Chondrichthyes; Orectolobiformes; Hemiscylliidae
Gene: vwa3a
Product: von Willebrand factor A domain containing 3A
Exons: 33
Coding region: 615-4151 (1178 amino acids)
Source: RefSeq, a predicted model, not a curated record